AUGACGAGAUAUCUACUCAAAGGAGGAACCGUCGCGACCUCGGUCCAAGGGAGCAACGAGGCCCGUGUGUUUAGGGCAGAUGUACUCAUCGAGGGCGAUACCAUCGCGCGCAUCGAGGAGAACAUCGUGCCUGCAGCUGGGGUGGAGGUCAUCGACUGCAAGGACAAGUGGAUUACUCCAGGUUUCGUCGAUACUCACCGACACGUGUUCAUGACCAUCCUGCGCGGCACACAAUGCGACUGGUUGCUGACUGAAUACAUCGUCAAAAUGUCAUGGCCCAAUUCUCUCGCUAGGUCUAUUCAGGGGACCAUGACCCCCGAAGAGGUCGCAAUUGGAACGCUCGCAGGACUGCUCGAAGCACUCCACAACGGCGUCACAACGAUCCUGGACCACUACCAUGCCGCGCACACUCCGGAGCACGCAGAGGCCGCACUCAAGGCCACCAUCGACUCCGGGGCUCGCGUCGUAUGGGCCCCAGCUCGCCAGAGUCCGCCCACGCGCCUGCUCCCAUUCCCGGAGUGGUCCAACGACGCUCAGUCGAUUGAAUGGCAGCGGGCGAAGAUCAAGGAGUGGGGCUCUGCGGACGGAGGCAAGCUGCGCCCCGACGGACGCGUCACGCUCGGGCUCGCGUACGACAUCUGGAACUGGGAGAGCGCGAUGGCCCAGCACCAGGAGUUCCUGGCAUACGCGCGGGCGAACAACGUGAAGACGAUCACGGCGCACGUCGUGAAGGGCCCGCAGAUUCUGAGGUGGCGCGACGCUGGGCUGCUCGGGCCCGACGUUGUGUUCUCGCAUUGCAACGCCCUCACGGAUUGUCCCGCCUUGGAUGAUGAGCGGUGGAAGGCUCUCAAGGAUAGCGGCGCAGCUAUUGGGUCUACCCCUGAGGAUGAGCUGGGGAUGGCGCACGGCAAUCCCGUCGCUCUUGACGCGCUUCAAAGAGGCGUGAAGUGCGGGCUCGGGGUGGACUGUCUCUCGAUCAACAGCGGUGACAUAUUAACGCAGAUGCGCUUCGCGCUCCAAUGGGCCCGCGGUCACGACCACGAGCGCAUCCAUCUGAACAAGGAGACGCUCCCAUUCAAGAACAAGUAUAGCAGCGCCGACGCUUUCCGGCUUGGAACACUCGGCGGGGCGGAAGCGUUGAACCUGGCUCACCUGAUCGGGACCGUCGAGGCUGGCAAGCGGGCGGACCUCCUCAUCUUCGACGCAAACUCAGUAAACUUGGGAGGUGUCGAGGAUCCGAUCCAGGGAGUGGUCUUCCACGCUUCAAGCGAAGAUAUUGAGACAGUGUUUGUGGAUGGAGAGAUAGUGAAAAAGGAUCGCAAACUGAUCAGGGAUUGGGCUCCCGUCGUCAAGGAGCUCAAGCAGAGAGGGGAAGACAUUCGAAAGCGGUGGCCGGCGGAGGUCCUGGAGGAACGGUGGAAGCAGUGGUAUGACACGAAUGGGGCUCCGCGCUUCUGA
Molecule: messenger RNA, 1458 nt
Organism: Dichomitus squalens LYAD-421 SS1
Lineage: Eukaryota; Fungi; Basidiomycota; Agaricomycetes; Polyporales; Polyporaceae
Product: Metallo-dependent hydrolase
Exons: 5
Coding region: 1-1458 (485 amino acids)
Molecular function (GO): hydrolase activity, acting on carbon-nitrogen (but not peptide) bonds
Source: RefSeq, a predicted model, not a curated record